Messenger RNA from Sinocyclocheilus anshuiensis, 2063 nucleotides. RefSeq names its product aromatic-L-amino-acid decarboxylase. Gene Ontology annotation, molecular function: pyridoxal phosphate binding; aromatic-L-amino-acid decarboxylase activity. The record is from RefSeq and is a predicted model, not a curated record. Bases 157 to 1470 code for a protein of 437 amino acids. Gene Ontology annotation, biological process: catecholamine metabolic process; amino acid metabolic process; carboxylic acid metabolic process. NCBI's taxonomy places the organism in Eukaryota, Metazoa, Chordata, Actinopteri, Cypriniformes, Cyprinidae. Gene Ontology annotation, cellular component: cytoplasm. The transcript has 12 exons.
GGGCUGAUAAACCCCCAGGCUUCCCUGCUGUUCCACAUCACUCUGCUUUGCUCUGUGUGUGUAUACGUGUUUUUAUAUGUGUGUUUGAAACAAACAGAAAGCGUGUAAGGACCUACGAGAGGGAGGACUCUUCUGUUUGCCUGACACUUUAAAAACAUGGACGCUGCAGAGUUCCGGAGACGCGGGAAGGAGAUGGUGGACUAUGUGGCCGAUUAUUUAGAGAACAUUGAGAAGAGGCAGGUUUACCCUGAUGUGGAACCUGGAUAUCUCAGGUCACUGAUUCCUGAGGAAGCCCCAGAGGAGGCAGAGAGCUAUGAGGAUGUGGUCAAAGACAUAGAGAGGGUGAUCAUGCCAGGGGUGACACACUGGCACAGCCCGUACUUCUAUGCAUACUUUCCUACUGCCCACUCUUUUCCUGCAAUGCUGGCUGAUAUGCUGUGUGGGGCCAUUGGCUGCAUUGGAUUCUCUUGGGCAGCGAGUCCUGCCUGUACAGAGCUGGAGACAGUGAUGCUGGACUGGCUGGGGAAGAUGCUGAAGCUACCAGAAGAUUUCUUGGCUGGUACUGAGGGCAGAGGGGGAGGGGUCAUCCAGGGCACUGCCAGUGAAGCCACUCUCAUGGCUCUUCUUGCUGCUCGUUCCAAAAUCGUCAAACUGAUCCAGGCUGACCAUCCUGAACGAUCUGAGACAGACAUUAUAUCCAAACUUGUCGCCUACUCAUCUGAUCAGGCACACUCAUCGGUGGAGAGGGCAGGUUUGAUAGGUGGAGUAAGGAUGAAGAAAAUGCCCACCGACAGUAAGUUUUCUGUGCGAGGAGCUGCACUGCAGAAAGUUCUAGAAGAGGACAGAGCCGCAGGACUCAUACCAUUUUUUGUAUGUAUAUCUCUAAUAACUACAAUCUUCUUUUUCGCAGACUCUUUCAAUUUCAAUCCUCAUAAAUGGCUCCUGGUCAACUUUGACUGCUCUGCAAUGUGGGUGAAGAAAAGAUCAGACAUCAUUGGAGCAUUUAAAAUGGAGCCGCUUUAUCUGAAGCAUGAUCACCAAGAGUCAGGAAUUGUCACUGAUUAUAGACACUGGCAGAUCCCAUUGGGUCGUCGGUUCCGCUCUCUCAAGAUGUGGUUUGUGUUCCGCAUGUACGGACUCAAAGGUCUCCAAGCCUACAUCCGCAAGCAUGUAGGACUGGCCAAAGAGUUUGAGUCUUUGGUGAGAGCCGAUCAACGCUUCGAGAUCUCAGCUGAUGUUGUGCUGGGCCUGGUCUGCUUUAGACUCAAGGGCUCCAAUGAAUUAAAUGAAACUCUGUUGAAGAGGAUCAACAGAGCACGUAAGAUCCAUCUGGUACCGUGCCAACUGGCAGGCAAGUUUGUUCUGCGGUUUGCCAUGUGCGCUCGUACUACUGAGUCACGGCAUGUUCAGGAGGCCUGGAGCCACAUCAGCCACCUGGCAUCAGAGCUGCUUCAGGAACUGCCCCACUGACUACUGUGGUGGGCAUCACAUGUUAAGACAAAUGGGUGAUCUGUAUUACGUCUGCUAUCCACACUGUCUUACUUUCACUCUACUGCUGCAAUUCUUUCCACUAUUUAUUGUCAAAAUGUAUGUAUGUGAGUGUAUGCAUGUUUGUCACAACGGUGUCCACCAAGAGAGCGUCUGUGUCUUUGUGAGCUUGAUCAUACAUGUCCUCUACUGUGAGCAGUGUUUUUUUCCCAAAAAAAUUGUACUGUUGUAUACUUGUGCGCUUGAAAAUGUGUCUAUAUUGAAAAUGAAAUAUGUUUUGUAAGAUGUUCAGAGAAUGUGUUCUCUGAAUAAGAGUCAAAAUGCUUUACCGGAGCAUUGUCCUUUACUUAUUUCACUAUAGCUUUGCUCACUCGUGCUGCAUUUUCAUAAAGCAAAAUCAAUUAUUGAGCCUAAUUUCUCUUUUCUUUCUUUUCUAAAAGCUUUGUUCUUGACUCAGCACAGCUGCUGUGAUGAGAUACCUCACCAACAUUCUUUGACAGCUGUUGUGCCCGAAUAGUUAAAAAGAUUAAACAGUAGUGUGUGUGUAUGUAUUAACAUUGACAAUAAAGUGCAUU